Molecule: messenger RNA, 1846 nt
Organism: Arabidopsis thaliana (thale cress)
Lineage: Eukaryota; Viridiplantae; Streptophyta; Magnoliopsida; Brassicales; Brassicaceae
Gene: CYP77A5P
Product: cytochrome P450, family 77, subfamily A, polypeptide 5 pseudogene
Exons: 6
Coding region: 278-1510 (410 amino acids)
Source: RefSeq, marked reviewed
AUUUCUUCAUCUUCAUGUCUCAAUAAACUAUUCAAACCCCUCACGUACGUUGCAUAUAUUUUAACUGAGUGUUAUCUUCCCGGUAUAAGUGAAGACCCGAAGAUCUGGUCUAAACCGUAGCAAUUUGAACCGAACCGGUUUAUAACAAGACGCCGAUUUAACCGGAGUUGCUGGAGUUAAGAUGAUUCCGUUCGGAAUUGGCCGUGGGAUUUGCCCGAGGCUUGGAACGACAAAUUGGUGUUCGCGGUGGUGAUGAAGAAUCCGCUGAGAUCAAAAAAUGUUUUCGAUUUUAUCAUCAUCUUCUUCUUCACAACUCGUCAAUUCAACUCUCAAUUUCCAAAAUUCGCCGAAAUCUCCGAUCACCGUUAUGUCGAAGACGUCUAAAUUCAAAACCCUGACGGAGAAUUUCACCGUGAGAGUGCUUAAAGCAGAGAAUCGCGAACUGAACGUGGCUCUGCUCUCACCUUUCACUAUCGCUUCUUCACGGCUUGAUUCUGUCAGUAAUGUUGCGAUUCGGAUUGAGCUCAACGAUGGAUUUGUGGGUUGGGGAGAAGCUCCGAUUUUGCCGUCGGUAACGGCGGAGGAUCAGAUAAUGGCUAUGGUAAAAGCGCGGGAAGCUAGUGAGUUUCUGAGAGAGUUACCGGAGAUGAAACUCGGUAAUGUUCUUCAGGAGAUCGGAAGAUUUCUUCCUGGUCAUCAGUUUGCUUCUGUAAGAGCUGGGAUGGAGAUGGCUAUGAUUGAUGCAGCUGCUAAGAGUGUAAGAGUGCCAUUGUGGAAACUAUUUGGUGGAGCUUCAAGUACGAUUACUACAGACAUAACAAUUCCGAUAGUUUCUCCGGCUGAAGCUUCCGUAUUGGCCUCAAAGUAUAGAAAACGAGGUUUUGAAACCUUGAAGCUCAAGGUGGGAAAGAAUCUUAAGGCUGACAUAGAAGUUCUCCAGGCUAUACGUGCAGUCCACCCUACUUGUUCCUUCAUUUUGGAUGCCAAUGAGGGUUAUCAAACAGAGGAAGCUGUUAAAGUUCUCGAGACGCUGCAUGAAAUGAAGGUUACACCGGUUCUCUUUGAACAACCUGUCCACAGAGACAAUUGGGAGGGUCUCAGUCACGUGACUCGAACUGCAAAGAACAGAUUCGGAGUCUCUAUUGCAGCAGAUGAGAGUUGCAGAGGCUUGACUGAUCUCAAAAAAAUCAUAGAAGGUAAUAUCGUAGAUGUUGUGAACAUCAAACUCGCCAAAACCGGAAUCCUCGAGUCUCUUGAGGUAAUUGAAUUGGCUAGAUCAUCUGGCAUUGAGCUUAUGAUAGGGGGAAUGGUGGAGACUAGAUUAGCAAUGGGGUUCUCUGGUCACCUUGCUGCUGGCCUUGGAUGCUUCAGAUUCAUCGACUUGGACACUCCGCUUCUUCUGGCUGAUGAUCCAGUUCAAGGUGGCUACAAAGCAUGUGGUGCUGUCUAUGAGUUUAAAGAUGAAGGCGGUCACGGAGGAUAUCUUCAGUGGAAUGAUGUUGCUCAGUGAAAUUCCUUUUGUCUACUUAGGUCCCUUUUCUUUUGUUCAAUAGGAUUUUAAUCGUAAGUUUAAUGUUGGUUUUGGGUUUUGUAAAGGCUAAUCUUGGUCCUAAAUUCUCAGUAUGUGUUAGUUGAGAGUGUAUGUAAUCUAGAAUCUUUGUAACUUCAGCCCCAGGGAGUAAUAAGUGUAUGAAUUCAUUACAGUGAUCUGCUUGAUAUCUGUCUGAAACACACAACACAGGUCUAAGUCACAGAGCUUAUAAUAGAUCACAAUAUGUGAUUCUUGUUUCGAUCUUUGAUUAUUGGGGAUUUCAUUUGCAGAGUCUGUUUUGUCAACUAAUUCCAG